This is a messenger RNA of Oppia nitens, 1907 nucleotides long. RefSeq names its product M-phase phosphoprotein 8-like. Gene Ontology annotation, molecular function: chromatin binding. The record is from RefSeq and is a predicted model, not a curated record. The coding region runs from base 215 to 1894 and encodes 559 amino acids. Gene Ontology annotation, cellular component: pericentric heterochromatin. Gene Ontology annotation, biological process: chromatin organization; negative regulation of transcription by RNA polymerase II. The transcript is spliced from 6 exons. Lineage: Eukaryota; Metazoa; Arthropoda; Arachnida; Sarcoptiformes; Oppiidae.
UUACCAGAGAAGACAGUCUUAAGUUUACAUUAGAUAUGAAUCUUACUUUUACUUUCUGUUAACUCAUAAGGAUUCAGUCCAUAGGUUGUCUCAAUACAAAAAAAUACCAACAAAUGGACGAAUAGGUUGUUUGGAAAGUAAUUUUCAAUAUUCAAAACUAUAGCAUUGAAUUGUGUCGACAAAAAUUAACAAUCAAUACAAAUCAUUCAAAGUUAUGGAUAAUAUUAUUAGCAAACCUUGUAAUAACAAAAUUAUUAAUAAUAAUUCAGACGUUCAUAAUAGCAGUGUUACGGAAGCCAAGGAUGACAUAUAUGAAGUUCAAGAGAUUGUUGGGAUGAAAACUGAAGAAGACGACACAACAGUAUUUAGGGUGCGAUGGAAAGGUUAUGGUCCUCAAAGUGAUACCUGGGAACCGGAGUCUAACUUACAAACUGUUUGGAAAAUGGUUGAGAAAUAUAAAAAUAAAAUGAAUAAUAAAAUGUCAUUACUCUCAACAAAUAACAAGCGAAGAGGCAGACCAUCGACCACUUGCAGUAAUACCAGUAAUAACAGCACAGAUAAUAGUCAAUCAAAGAAACACUCUUCACUACAUAUAGUCCAACAAAAACAACAACAACAACAACAACAACAAUCACUAUUAAGUAAAUCUAUUAAAAAACAUAAGACUACUCUUAAAUUAAAUAUCAAAUUAAAUAAUACAACAAAUGAAAAGACAAUUGUAAUGAAAAAGAUUCAUAAGAAACGAUUGAAAUACUGCUUUACUACUGAAAAAACGAAAAAUACUUUUUGGAAAGACUUAGAGGAAGGCAAGAUUGAUGUCUUCAAAGAAGACCUCUAUAGUCGAGUCAAAAGUAGGGCCUCUUCUCGGGGCAACUCAUCCGACAAUUCUCCAAAACAAAGUAACAGCUCUUCACCCAAUUCAUUGAAGGAGUGGGCAGACAAUGACUCUAAUGAUAUGAUCGAUGAAACUAAAAAUAUCAACAAUGAAGAAAAAGACGACACAAAUAAAGAUUGUCUGUUAAACACAAACUUAAAGGAAAAUUUAUAUAAAUCUAAUGAUUUAAUGAUUGCUAUUAAAAAAUGUGAUAAAGAGUUAGUCAAAAGUUUAAUGGAUAAUGGAUCCGAUAUUAAUUGUAAAUUCAUUAAUAAUGAUGAAUUCACGCCUUUGAUGAUGUGCUGUGAAGACAAUAAUAUAGAAAUGACUGAAUUUUUACUAAACAAUGGCGCUCUCAAAGACAUACAAAAUCUUAACGGGGAUACGGCAUUAAUAAUUGCCUGUCGUAAGGGUUUUAAAGAGAUUAUUAAGUUAUUAUUAUAUAACGGAUCCAAUUUUGCAAUAAUUAAUAAUAUAGGUAUAAAUGCCUUACGAAUUACCAGAUAUAGUGGUCAACAAUCAGUACAAAAACUUCUAUUUGAUUAUAUAUCGAGACUCGCGCUAUCACUAGAGGAACAGGUGAUGAACAUACUGUGCAAUACAGCCACUAUAGUUAACGCACUUUUUCCCAUUCAAUGCUAUUCAAUGAGUGAAUCCAAUCAAUUCAGACUUUCAUUUGAGUUUGAUUUGAACAUUGAUUGUCAACAAAAACCUGGUGUGGGUUAUAUUUUGUUUGCGGCUAACACUAGUAUUACAGAAAAUGACAUAAAAUGCCGAUUUUUCGGAACCGAUGUCAUUGAAGAAGUUGUGCUCAAUGGUAGAGUACAAAAACCAUUAACUGAGGGUUCGCAAUACGUUUUUUCAUUUUUACCACUAGUUAGGGGAACCAAUGAGUUAGUAAUGAAAACUAUUGACAAUAUUGAUAAUCAUUUGAAACUAGUUGUCUGUGCGUAUGAGAUCAAACUUAUUGAUAAUGAAUUGAUUGAUAAUAAUAAUUGUGAUUUUGAUAAACAUAAUUAAUUUUAUUGAGUUU